This is a messenger RNA of Aegilops tauschii subsp. strangulata, 818 nucleotides long. RefSeq lists its product as uncharacterized. The record is from RefSeq and is a predicted model, not a curated record. Lineage: Eukaryota; Viridiplantae; Streptophyta; Magnoliopsida; Poales; Poaceae.
UCCAUCCGCCAAGCCCACGCCUAUAAAUGUCCCCCAGCACGGUCGCCUUCCCAGUAGAUCCGCCACUUCCCAUCCAAUCCUGCGAGCACCCGAUCAUCAAAACCAAACUGCGCACCGAUUUUGAUCACCCCCGGUCCAAUUUUGGCCUUCCAAAUCCAAUCGAUCGCCCGCCUGGCCAAGAAUUCGAGUUCAAGAUGGGCAACUGUUUCCACACAGCUCAAGGUCGUCGCGGCGUCGACGCCGUGCGUUGCACCAAGAAGAGCGCGGUGCCGGUGGAGGAGGAGGAGGAGAAAGCUACUCCACCGGUGAAGGAGGUGAAGAUCAGGAUCACGAGGAAGCAGCUGGAGGACCUGCUGCGGCGCCUCGACCAGGAGGAUGGCUGCAGCGGCGCCGUCAUCUCGGAGCUCCUCUGCAUGACGAGCGGCUCCAAUUUCCGGCACAGGGGGCAGGCCGCACAGUGGACGCCGGCGCUGCAGAGCAUACCGGAGUGAGAAAUUAUCCUCCUGCCGCUACUGAUACAUAUUGCUAGUUAUACGGGCGGUUUAUUUAGUUAGUCGCCUACUGGUGUGCUAGUGUAUUAUUAUUAUCAAUCCUGCUCGGAACGCACAAAUUGUGACGAUCCUUCAUUCCUGGUAGGUCUGAGAAUAGAUGAGCUUGAGAUAAUCUAUGUAAUUAAAGUAAAUAAACUCGUGGUGCAUUUUAGACAGUAUGGUGACAUGUAGAAAUAUAGGCAUAUAAUAAGUGAAUGUAAAUCGAGAAUUGGUAGCUAGGAAGCCUAGGAUGGCUCCUUCCAUUGCUUGCUAUGUUUGAUUUUGAUA